CUCCGGCCAGUCUCAUACGGCGCGCGGCGCGGUGCGCGCGAACUAUAGAUUCGAUUUUCAAAUUGAUAUUUGAAAGCGAUCUCUUUUGACAGUUCAGUUUCCGCGUGGCCAGUGUUUAUGUGUUUGUGAAUGGUCAUCACGCAAAUAGUGCAGUUCAGUGGCUAUUAGCAGAAAUAGUGAUAAUUGUAAACGAAGAUGGUGAUGGAACCAGCACACUCGGGGCGGUUCUGGCCGCUGUCCCCGCGUCUAUGGCGCCGCAGCAACGAAUACUCGAAAGUGGUCUUCGAGAACCGACGACCUAUAAACGUACCAGUAGAAAUAAAAGAGAGCGACGACAGAAACAGUCUAGAGAUAUUCCCUGACUUAAUAAGGAACAAGAAGUUCAGAGACAGAGGAAGGAACAGUCUGGAACCUCUGAGCGUGGAUGUAGAAACGAGAUGUCAUGUGAUGAACGAUUUGAACGACCGACAGCGCUGGAGCGUGGAUGCGAAGAAGCCGCCCGUGGUCAAAGAUACUAGGAAAGCAGAUGAGGUGCAGGUGCGGAUGCGUGCGAAGAAGCAUCGGGAGCCGCGGCCGAACAGUCUGCAGCUGCUGCUCUGUCCCUCCAGCUCUGGACACUACAGCAGCAACACCUGGCGCUACACCAGAGUGCGCUCCAAAAGCCAUGAGCCGGAGGGCGGCGGCGGGCGCUGCGGGGGCGAAGGGCUAGCGCGCGCGAUGCAGUCUGCGCCCCCUGGUGGCUCGCCCAAGAGGCAACCCAACGCGCAGGGCGCCUCCACAACAACCGACCCGCUGACCCUAAAGGUCCACCUCCCCAAUGGCGGCUUCAACGUGGUACGCGCGGCGGCGGGUGAAGAAAGCGUGCGCUGUGUGCUGCGCCUGCUGGCGGCGCGCCUGGCCGCCGGCGAGCGCGUGUACGCGCACUGCUACGCGCUCAGGGCCAGGAAGCUCACUAGUGGGAAGAUCCGCUGGAUCCACCAAGACACUCCGGUCUCGGAGCUCCAAACGCGAUGGCCGGCGAGCGAGUGGCGCCUCGAGCUGCGCGUGCGCUACCUGCCCGUGAACCUGCGCGACCUGUGCGAGCGAGACAGAGUCACCUUCCACUACUACUACGACCAGGUUCGACACGACUACCUCAAUGCCAAUCACCCAGUGGACCAAGACCUGGCCGUGCAAAUAUGUUGUUUAGAAAUAAAAUACUUCUGCAAAGACAUGCAGAUCUCUAUGGACAAGAAGUCCAACAUCGAGUACCUGGAGAAGGAGUUCGGGCUGCACAAGUUCCUGCCCAAGUGCGUGCUCGAGCAGGUCAAGCCGAAGGUGCUGAAGAAGGCCAUACAGCAGCAGUUUAAGAAGGUGGCAAACCUAUCCGACACGGAGUGUAUGCUUCGCUACUUAGAGACGAUGCACACGCACUACGGCUACGACCGCGAGUCUUUCAGCGGAGCGCUGGGGUCGGGCUGGGCCAUCCCCGUCGAACUGGCCAUCGGGCCCGACAUCGAUAUAUCGUACGUGUCCCACAAGGCGGGUGAGCCUGCCCAGUACAGCAAGAUAGCCUCAUUUAGCGAUAUAGAAGCGGUGCAGACACUCAAGUCUAGCUGCACGCAGACUUCACAGACUCAGAGUGGGUCUUCAUGUGGCAAGGCAGCGUUGCAGUUGCGAGUGAAGGGAGCUACGGAAACACUUACUAUAACGUGCAGCAGUGUUGAGGCUGCAGAAAGUUUAGCGGAUUUGGUGGACGGAUACUGCCGACUAGUCACAGACUCACAGACCUCGCUGUGGAACAGACAAACGGAAAUGAGCAGCAGUUCCUCUGAAGGCAAGAGCUGGGAGGGGAACAACACGCUGCUGUCGCAGGACUACGCGGAGAUCGACUGCGACGACGCCGACUACUCCACGCCCGCCGUGCGAGAUUACGAGCUAGUCCGAAAUCAAAUCGAACUGACCGGCAUCAUAGGAGAGGGGCAGUUUGGCGAUGUACAUAAAGGCACAUGCCGAGUAACAUCCGCCAACCACCCCUCCUUGCGUCGUCAACUAGCCCUACAAAAGAAGAGCGGGGCGGCGGGGGCUGCGGGGGGUGCGGGGGGCGAGGGCGAGUUCAUACUGCGGGUCGCGGUGAAGACGUGCAAGAUGGACGCGGAUUUGGACACGGCGGAGAAGUUUUUGGAAGAGGCUUACAUAAUGCAGCAGUUCUCGCACCCUCACAUCGUGGGUCUAGUCGGGGUGUGCAGCUCGCCCCCGAUCUGGAUCGUGAUGGAGCUGGCCACGCUCGGCGAGCUGAGGGCGUACUUGCAGCAGAAUAAGCACAGAUUGGAGACCUGCACGCUGGUGCUAUACAUCUACCAGCUGUCCACGGCGCUCAGCUACCUCGAGAGCAAGAAAUUUGUCCAUCGAGACAUAGCCGCUAGGAACGUACUCGUGUCCACGCCUACUUGUGUUAAGUUGGCAGACUUCGGCCUCUCCAAGAUGGUGGAGGACAAGUCGUACUACAAGGCGUCGCGCGGCAAGCUGCCCAUCAAGUGGAUGGCGCCCGAGUCUAUCAACUUCAGGAGGUUCACGUCGGCCUCGGAUGUGUGGAUGUUUGGCGUAUGCAUGUGGGAGAUCCUCAUGCUGGGCGUCAAGCCCUUCAGCGGCGUGAAAAACAAUGACGUCAUAGGCAAGCUAGAGAACGGGUCUCGGCUGGCGCUGCCCCCGCGCUGCCCGCCGCGGCUCUACUCGCUCAUGUCGCGCUGCUGGGCCUACGAGCCCAGCCAGCGGCCCAAGCCCAGCCAGCUCAAGGAGACCGCAUAUGAGAUCCUACAAGAAGAGCGCAGCACGGCGUGGGACACCAUGCGGCGCGAGAACCGGCGCGUGACCGCCGCGUCGUGGGGCGACGAGCCGCCGCCCAAGCCGAGCCGGCCCGCUACUAACCUUACUGGCGUGGAAGCACCCCAAUCACCAGCGGCGGCCCCACAGACCUACAUCGUGGCGCAAAACCCGCUCGUCCUAGCUCAGCUCCUGCGCGAGAACCAAACCCGGGCCCUCGAACCGCAAGCCUACACCACGCCCGCCUCGAGUCCAGAGAUGGACACGGAGGCGGUGGUGGAGCGGCGACUGCUGGCCGAGCUCGCGAGACAGCAACACCAGAGCGAGGAGGAUAGACGAUGGCUGCAGAUGCAGGAGGAUAACUUGAAGAAGCGGCUCUCGAUCCAGUCGCCCUCGGACCUGCCCCCCGCGGCCCCCGCACCCCCCGCGCCCUCCGCCGACCAUCCGCAGUCGCAGGGGAGCAGCCCCGCCGGCACCGUGAAGAAUGAUGCGCCGCCGGUCAAGAGUGAAGCUAUGGCACUCCUGCACACCGCUGACGACCCGAUCUACACGUCCACGACAGAAGUGGUUCGGCGCGUGAUGAAACUAGCCUCUAUCGCGUGGGAGGCGGGCGCGCCGACGGGCGUGCUGGAGGCGGUGAAGGAGGUGGGCGCGGCGCUGCGGGCCCUGGCCGCGGGCGUGGACCUCACCACGAGGACCUACCCCGACACACACACCCGGGAAGUGGAGAUGGCCCACCAGGUGCUGAGCAAGGACAUGGCGGCGCUGAUCGAGGCGAUGCGGCUCGCCAUCCGCUACUGGGGCACCACGCUGCACCACGACUACACCAAGAGCAUGCUAGCAGCCGCACACGUGCUAGCGAUGGACGCUAAGAACCUUCUCGACGUGGUCGACAGCAUCCGCACUCGCUAUCCCGACGUGGACUGGCGCCGCGCCUUCCUCCCCGCGCCCUCCCCACCCCCGCUGAGCAACCAAUCAUCAGUCCUAGAGGCCACACACCCCCCUCUUAGCAACCAAUCAUCGGUCCUAGAGGACGAGGUCUUUGCCCCCAAACCAGACUUCAAGAUCAACCAACCAGUCACGACCACACACGCGCCCGAAUCGCCCAAAGAACACACCAGUCUGCCAUCCAAUAGGGUAUCAACACUGAUUCAGAAUUAUAACGUAUAUGGCAACGUGAAAGAGCAACAUAUCUACGGGAAUUCAGAAGUGGGAGGGUCCCACCAGAAUUCCACGUCGAGUGUUGAUGAGCCGAAGAUCGAUGAUGCCCCGAUGCAGUCGGUCAAGAGCCGUGUCCAAGCGCUGGCUAAAAUGGAAGCCCCGCCUAUUUACUCGGUGAGCAAGAAAAUCCCUAUUGAGCAGAACUCAGGGCAUUCGGAUCAGGGCUGAGGAGUGAAAGUGUUGUUUUCAGUUCGCUUGUAGAGGCAGUUUCGCUUGUCCGCCGCUAGGGGCGUGGCGGCUUCUGUAGUCACGGUCUGUUCGGGGUUUUACGGAUUAUUUAGUUUUUUUAUGAUUGUCGUAAUCAUACAUUGUGUAGGAUUUAUGUGAGAGUAUAUUAUGUAUUUCGUUUUAUACUAAACGUAUACUUACAUCAAAUAUGAAUACUUAAAUGUUAUUAUACCUACCGAAGACAUGUUGAUUUUUAAAUCAAGCACUUUUUUUCGUAUUAUACAAUUUGAUCAUAUUUUAUUGAUUAUUUCGAACAGACUGCCAGUCAUAAUGUUAGUAGCUGUAGUGUAGGUACUUACUGGGACGCUCAAGGGGUCUUAUAUGGCUACUUUAUAGUUUAAUAAUUUGGCCACUGAUUACAAUUAAGUGUCAAUUUACUACUGCACUAUAUACCUAUGUAAGGAACUAUACAAGACAUAUGGCAGUGAUCAAUACGCAAGUUUGAAUAGCCGCUUUCCUAUUUUUAAGUAGUGCGCAAAAUUGUAUAUUUAUUUCUAUAAAAGACAAUCAGUAUGGUUGCUCAAUUAUUCAUUGUAGAGAAAAUUAUAACAAAAUUAUUUUUAGGUCUCGAGCCAAAACUAUUCAUGUCAUAUUAUAACUAUAGCUGAUCAUUUAUGAAGCAUAGUUACAUACGGUUUGCAUUUUAAGUAAAAAAUUGACCAGUUUCUCAUUUGAGUAAAUAUUCCUUAGCGCAAACUUAGGUCCUGAUGAAGGUCAAUCCUGCAAUCAUUUAUAGCAGAAGCCGAAGGUUACUCAAAUCUCAUAAGUACUUACAUAUAAUUGAGAUAUAUUGUUUGAGGAAUCGUUUAUAAAUAAGCAACCACUUGGCAACCUUUUCAUUAAAUCAGACCGUAUGUACAAUAAUAUAUCUGUUUAAUACAUAUCAUCGUAUCAUCAGCAUUGUUUCGCUUCAAAUAGAUAUGUCCUGUUGUUCAUGUAUGAAAUAUGUAUGUCCAUUACUUAUACUAUAAAGAAUAUAACUAAAUUAUAGAACAUAACUCCAUAUUAAUUCAUUGUACCUUUGCAAACUUGCGCAUAGCUUAUAAUGUUCAUUACAUUAAUUUUAUACCUGUUAUCAUCUACUUUCGAUGUCCAUAAAACUAAAAGAAACUGAUUUGAUAUGGAAAUUAAUAACAUUGAUUUGUGAUACUAUUGCCAAUAAUAACUAAUACCCAUUGAUUGACAAUGCAAAAUAUUAAUUAAAACUAAGAUUAACGGAAUGGUAUGCUCCAACUUAAACAUGGUAAUUACAAGAUUAUUCAAUUCCAGAUGGCUAAAAUAUGUACUUAAAACCCCAUAAAUAUAAAACAAUUUUGUAUUCAAAAUGCAUUUAACGAUAAUUCAAUUAUUAUAGUAAUCAAUGGGAGUGGAGUGUACCACGCACAGUAUUUGAAAUUGCACCUAUUUCAUAAGUCGAUUAUUUUCAUACAAAUUUUAUAUUUUUGCUGUAACAGUAAUAAUUACAGGUUUUUAUACCGCGAGUCGCGUAGUUUAAUUAUGUAAGCGUAAUGUGUAUUCGAUUAUUAUGCUGUCGAAAUCUUCCAUUUAAAAUAGUCACCCCUUAAUCUUGGUUGAAUUGUAUUAUGGACAAUUUUACACAAAGUAUUAUUGGAAAUCUUGAAUUGUAUUAUUGCAAGUAUAUCGUAUGUUAAUUUGUUUCGUGUCUAUGGUGCGUACAUGGUCACAACCUCUUCUAACUUUGCAUUUACUUUAAACAUUCUGUCUCAGUAUUUCUUUGUGUUUCCGCUAACUUACUACUUACUUUUUUUGUAAAAAUGUACAAACGGAUUUUAUUUUAAUUUUUAUAUCCAAAGUUUUUAUUGUAAGCUUAGAUCUCAGAUGAAAAAUCUAGCGAUUUAGUGCGUUCUAAUGAUUAGUUGUGUAUACUUAAUUAAAAAUCAGAAUUUACUUAUUUAUUGAUCUUUCUUUGUACUUGUUUAAUUUGUAAAGAUACUUUCCUGUAAUGUUUAGUGGUUAUUUUAAGGGAUGUCAUUCCAAAGUCGACGAUAUUGUAAACAGAGUGUAGUCUAAACCAAGUAGAGCGCUGAGAUUAUCUUCACUGUAUUAUUAUAAUUGAUGACCUGGGUUUAUUUACGCAUUCAACUGAAUAAAGGACAAGUCAAUAA
Molecule: messenger RNA, 6377 nt
Organism: Plutella xylostella (diamondback moth)
Lineage: Eukaryota; Metazoa; Arthropoda; Insecta; Lepidoptera; Plutellidae
Source: RefSeq, a predicted model, not a curated record